This is a messenger RNA of Gastrolobium bilobum, 1743 nucleotides long. RefSeq names its product probable DNA-directed RNA polymerase. The transcript is spliced from 3 exons. Gene Ontology annotation, cellular component: mitochondrial DNA-directed RNA polymerase complex. Gene Ontology annotation, biological process: mitochondrial transcription. The record is from RefSeq and is a predicted model, not a curated record. Gene Ontology annotation, molecular function: DNA-directed RNA polymerase activity; DNA binding. Bases 1 to 1743 code for a protein of 580 amino acids. Lineage: Eukaryota; Viridiplantae; Streptophyta; Magnoliopsida; Fabales; Fabaceae.
AUGGGGGAAAGCCCUAGAACCCUGUCCGAUCUAUCAGGGGGUUAUUUAAGUGGUCCUACUGGGGAUAUUUAUGAUCGUUACCGCCUGUUAAGUUCCGGUAACCUUAAUCAUUUUUAUAUUGAUAUUGGAAAAAAUGGGGGUGAUUCUAAGAAACUGUGUGAUGUUAUGAACAAGCUGCAGCUUCAGGCCUUUCAAAUCAACAGUGAUUGGUUGAAAUAUCUUCUAGAUAAUGAGAUGUCAUUUGUUGAAAGUGUAUGUAAGGACAUACAGUGUUCUCGUUAUGAGGAUUUCAUUAUCAAGCUGGCAUUAGCCUACGAUGGUUAUCAUUUUGAUUUGCCGGCCUUUCUCGACUUCCGAGGUCGAAUCUACCGCAGUGGGGUCUUGCAUUUCCAUGAGCGUGAUCUAGCUAGAAGUUUGAUCCUCUUUGCGGGUACCAAACCUAUGGAAUCUAUAUCUAAUGAUAUGAAAAAUCCAUUUUUUGAAGCAGCCGCCUUCCAUUUUAAGAAUUUCCCCACUGCCGAGAAGGCACAUGAGUGGCUUUAUAAAAACGUAGAUCAGAUUAAUAAGAAUCCAUCCCAUUUUGCUCUUGAGGCUAAACGUCCCUUUCAAUUCUUCGCCAAUAUGAUUGGACUCACCGCUUACAAAAUGGAUGUUCUUAGGAACACCCCUAUUACCCAAGACGCCUCCGCGAGUGCAUAUCAGAUUAUGAGUUACUUCUUGUUGGAUGAAACCAUGGCUAAGAGAACGAAUCUCAUCCCAUCUUCGGAUGGAGAAAUCCAAGAUGUUUAUGCUUUCUUUCUCGAAGAGCUCAAGGAGUUCAUGAAAGUAGAACUUCCUAAUAAUCUAUCAACAAUUGUUUGCAAGUACCUCACUCGUAAGCAUGUCAAAGGUAUCUUUAUGCCUAAAAUCUAUGGAAAAACUUUAAUGAGCACGGCCAACGAUUUGAAAGAACAUCUCUCUCACUACAUCACUCAUAAGGAAUGCUUCGUUGUAGCCUCUGCCUGCUUUAAGUUCUGGAAAGAGAGAUAUCCUGGCAUGGAAUGCCUGAUCCGGUUGAUCCGUCAUAUAGGCUGGAUCGCGUCUGCAGGGGAUCGCCCUGUUUUCUAUAAAGUGCCUUACUUUACCACGGUACAGGAUUAUAUGAUCAUGGAGCCCACAAAUAUAUGGGUUUAUGAUAGACUUCAUAAGAAGAGGCGUAAGGUCACUCUCAGAGUUUCAUCAUCUAAGAGAGAUCGUAGGAAGACAGAUAUCUCUACCUUCGUCAACUUCAUCCAUCAGAAGGAUGCUAAUAUAGCAAUGAACGUCGUAGAAGAAAUGCUAUCUUUUAAUGAGCCUAUAUACACAGUACACGAGAACUUUUUAAGUACAGCUACAAAUAGCAAUUUAAUACCAAUGAUUUAUAGCAAUGUCAUUCGUAACAUGGGCCCGCCACUUUCAAUCAUCAACGAGUUCAUCUAUAUGAAUGUUAUGAAACAUAUCAUAAAAAGAGACUCCAUAAAGACUUCUAACUGCGAGAGUGCCUUAGAUCAGGAGCAUGAACAGCUCAAUUCCCUGGAAGCUCGGUUCUCAAAGAUUGAAGAAGAAAGAGAGCAGCUAGCAGUUGAAAUUCGGUACUUACAAGCCAAAGAUGCAGAGUUCCUCAAACAACAGGAUUCACUGGUAGCUGAAUUCAAAAAGGCUAACGAAGGGAUAUCCAGAAAGCUUGCAGAACUGGAAGAACGAAGCCCCGAAACUCGACUUUGA